Rattus norvegicus (Norway rat) is the source of this 4683-nucleotide messenger RNA. RefSeq names its product kelch-like family member 13 (gene Klhl13). The record is from RefSeq and is a predicted model, not a curated record. Gene Ontology annotation, biological process: regulation of cytokinesis; protein ubiquitination. Gene Ontology annotation, cellular component: cytosol; Cul3-RING ubiquitin ligase complex. NCBI's taxonomy places the organism in Eukaryota, Metazoa, Chordata, Mammalia, Rodentia, Muridae.
AUGGUGCAAUGCUCCUGACUAACAGGAGUCCAUCUUCCCCACAAUUCACAUAUCAUUCUUUGCAGCUUUAAAUGUGGUCUAGGGAGUUAUUAAAAGUAGUGUGCACUUUGCUAUCUGGGAAACUGGGUCUCUUGAGCCCUAAUUGUCACCUUGUUAAUCAUUCUGUUUCAUAUAAUGAACACAGGAUCAAAAUGAGUUCUUAUACAUUAUAUUCUAAACAUUAGGAAUGGUGGACAGUUUCCUCUGAAGAAAAACGGGAUGAUAACCAUAGAAAAGAGUACAAUUUGAAGUAAAUCUAUAAGUAUAGGUUUCAUUCACAAAAGGGGGCUGAGAGAAAAAAAUUGCAUGCCAGGAGGACCUGUGGAGCAAAAGCAAAAAAACAACAAAGAAAACUGGGUAUGAUGGAGAAUGUUAGGCUGCGAUUUCUGGGCAGCUCCAGCAGAAAGCUGAAAAAGCCCUGUCAGCCACAGUGUACCGGAUCCUUGAUGCUGUGCUUUACUGCUGGGUUAAUUCUGCUGUUGAUCCAUUUACUCACUCAACAAAUGUUUUCUCGUAACACAAAGGAUAAAAUGCACGUAUUUUUGCUCUCAUGCGUUGUCUUCCACUAUUUGAUCUUUUGCAUGCCUUUUGCAUAUGUCUCUCAACACUAUUCCCUUGUCUGCAGCCAUGGAGCCACUGCUGACUAUACUACGUCAGUAUUUAGCCUCAAUAUUUUCAGGUUUUUUUUUUCUUCUCUGGAAUCCUGGUUCGAUGCUACCGAAGCUUUUGCACUACGUUUUUGUGCCUGAUUCUCUCACUCAGGAGCUUCUUGAGAUCAAAAAAAUUGUGUCCCAUUCACUUUUAUAUCACUAUCGGUAGUAAAUACAGCAUUUACCACAGCUAAUUUCAAAAAUAAAUGAAUGUUGAGUAUUUGUUGAAUACCUAAUUUUUUAUCACAGGUAGCUUGAUUUAAAAGUGAUCUAGAAAAAUAUGAAUGGAGAACAGAAAUGGAAAAAUGGAGGGAGAACAGUUAGAUGUCUCGGUUUUAAAGCAGAUUAUUUGUUUAGAUGACCCAUUAGGAGGUAGAUUUCUGGAAAAUGGGUUUAAGGGGGAAAAUGCAGGAUUUAAUGACUGGCUAGGAUUUAUUACUGUCUGGCAUAGAGAGAGGGAAGUGUGAAUGCUAAUAAAGAUUUAAUAUCAUAGUGAAAAUAGCAAGACCGGGAUGCUUACAAAACUCCGGUUACUUUUAAGUAAACAUGCUUUGCCUGAGUCAGAGCUCCUGGUGCUAGCCUUUGUCUCACACUGCCUCUGCUGUAGGACGAGCAUGUUGCUUUAGUUCAGUUUGCUGAAACUAAGCUUUGGAUUCAUUUGGUUCUCAUUUUCAUAUCUGAUCAGGAGUUUAGAUCUGAAAUAUAAAUAGUUCAACCACACUGACUGUAAUUUCUUAUCAAGGCAAGGUAUGCAGGACAUAGGCUUUUGAAUAUAAAAGGCUUGUUUCCGUUUCUGGGAGCUACAGCUGAAGUGUUAUACCAGGCAGAGGCACUGGGGUGCGCUACUGUGUAGUAGCAGAGCCUAGCUGUGCAUCACAGCUCUUAACUUUAAAACUCCAGAGAAUUUGAUGAGAGAGGGAUCCACAAGAACAUGACAAAUGAUGAGAGUUCAAACCUUAAGAGAAAAAUGGGCUUAUUGGAGACGGAGGCAAUUGUCUUUAAAACAAGCCGAUUUCAAGGAUAUAUUCAAAAAAGCAGCUGCAGGAUCACUUGUGGAAGAGGAAGACCAGCACUUGAAACUGUGCCUUGGAAGUGAAAUGGGCCUCUCUUCCCAUUUGCAGUCUUGCAAGGCAGGAAGUACACGCAUCUUUACCAGCAACAGCCACAGUUCUGUGGUGUUACAGGGAUUUGACCAGCUUCGGCUUGAUGGAUUGCUUUGUGACGUGACACUGAUGCCAGGUGAUACAGAUGAUGCCUAUCCUGUGCACCGAGUCAUGAUGGCCUCUGCUAGUGACUACUUCAAAGCUAUGUUUACCGGUGGAAUGAAAGAACAAGAGUUAAUGUGCAUUAAGCUUCAUGGCGUGAGCAGAGUGGGUCUAAGGAAAAUUAUUGACUUCAUCUAUACUGCAAAGCUUUCUCUCAACAUGGACACCCUUCAAGAUACACUGGAAGCUGCCAGCUUUCUUCAGAUUCUGCCGGUUUUAGACUUCUGCAAAGUAUUUCUCAUAUCUGGGGUCACUUUGGAUAACUGUGUUGAAGUUGGACGGAUUGCCAACACCUACCAUCUGACAGAAGUGGAUAAAUAUGUCAACAGCUUCGUCUUAAAGAAUUUUGCUGCAUUGCUGAGUACCGGGGAGUUCCUGAAGCUUCCCUUUGAGCGCCUUGCCUUUGUGCUUUCCAGCAACAGCCUUAAGCGCUGCACCGAACUCGAGCUCUUCAAAGCUACCUGCCGUUGGCUUCGCCUGGAAGAACCUAGAAUGGACGUUGCUGCAAAACUAAUGAAGAACAUACGAUUCCCGCUGAUGACACCACAGGAGCUGAUUAAUUAUGUGCAAACGGUGGAUUUCAUGAGAACUGACAAUACUUGUGUCAAUUUGCUUCUGGAAGCCAGCAAUUACCAAAUGAUGCCGUUUAUGCAGCCAGUUAUGCAGUCAGACAGGACUGCCAUUCGGUCUGACACCACUCAUUUGGUCACACUCGGAGGAGUCCUGAGGCAGCAGCUUGUCGUCAGUAAAGAAUUGCGCAUGUAUGAUGAAAAGACCCACGAGUGGAAAUCUCUAGCCCCCAUGGAUGCCCCAAGAUACCAGCAUGGCAUUGCUGUCAUCGGAAAUUUUCUCUAUGUUGUUGGUGGGCAGAGUAAUUAUGACACAAAAGGAAAAACGGCCGUCGACACAGUGUUUAGAUUUGAUCCUCGAUACAACAAGUGGAUCCAAGUUGCAUCUUUAAAUGAAAAGCGCACCUUCUUCCACCUAAGUGCCCUCAAAGGAUUUCUGUAUGCAGUCGGUGGGCGAAAUGCAGCUGGAGAACUACCUACUGUCGAGUGUUACAAUCCAAGAACAAAUGAAUGGACCUACGUUGCCAAAAUGAAUGAGCCUCACUAUGGACAUGCUGGAACUGUGUAUGGAGGAGUGAUGUAUAUUUCAGGAGGAAUUACCCAUGACACUUUCCAAAAGGAACUCAUGUGCUUCGACCCUGAUACUGACAAAUGGAUCCAGAAGGCUCCAAUGACCACUGUCCGAGGCCUACACUGCAUGUGUACAGUAGGGGAUAGGCUCUAUGUCAUUGGUGGCAACCAUUUCCGAGGAACCAGUGAUUACGAUGAUGUCCUGAGCUGUGAAUACUAUUCACCUAUCCUUGACCAGUGGACCCCAAUUGCUUCCAUGCUAAGAGGGCAGAGCGAUGUUGGGGUCGCUGUCUUUGAGAAUAAAAUCUAUGUGGUUGGUGGAUAUUCAUGGAAUAAUCGCUGUAUGGUAGAGAUAGUGCAGAAGUAUGAUCCAGAGAAAAAUGAAUGGCAUAAGGUUUUCGAUCUGCCAGAGUCCCUUGGUGGUAUUCGAGCCUGUACACUUACGGUUUAUCCACCUGAAGAAAAUACUCCAUCACCUUCUAGAGAGUCCCCUCUUUCUGGACCCUAAGAUCAUCCUUACAGUUAAGAUGCUAUAUUCCUAUCUUUGCAAUGUGUCAUGAUUCUCUUCUUUCCCCCCCCCCUUAAGUAGUAUAUAUGUUAGAAUUAGCAUCCAGUAAUUGAUACAGAUAAUGGAAAAAAAAUUGACAUUGAUGUUACUUGUGCUAUUUGUAUGGCCUAGAAUGUUUAUAAAGUGGUAACAACCCAUCCUCGAAAUAUAUCCCAUAGAAGCUGAUGUUUAACAUUGAAAACAAAAAAAAGUAUUGUCUACAAGCUGUUCCUUCAGUACUUUUUAAAUGCUGUGUACUGAGUGUAAGGUAUUCAUCAUCUUACAUUAUAAGCCAAGUCAGAGGUGGAUUGUAGUAAACGUACAACUGUGCACACUAGGCUUCAAAGUAAAGUUUUCCUUUCAUCUGUAACUGUAAAAUGUCAAAGGGAGGCAGCCUGCUCCAACAGGAAACAAUACACAAACGGUUGUCAACUCGCAUGAGCUACCUCCCUCUUUUCAUACAGUAUUUUUGACACAUCUGUCAACCCACCCGAAUAUGUGGGUGCAUUGAGAACACACCAAGUUUCUAAGACACACAGGAGAAAUAACUGAAAUUCACCAACACUAGUUAGGGGGAAAGCAUGACCCCUCUGCUUCUAAGAAUUGGUUUGGGGUUUUUUAAGUGUGUAUAGAUAAACACACACAUACUUCUAUCAAACACAAAUUUUUAAAAAUUGAGUGUCAGGUCAAAUAAAUGUGAAAUUAAAAUAAAUUCUUCGAAAAAGCAGCUUCCAUGAACAAUGGGGAUUCAGUAUGCACACAUUAAAUGCAUAUAUUUGGAACCAUACUGAAUUUAGGUGGAUAAGGGCUAGAAAUUUUGAGCAACUAAAUUUAUCACUUGACCAAAUUUUAUCUUAAAGAAUUACAUUCUCUUUUUCUCCUUUGCUGUUGAGGUAACUUACCUGUUCUGUGUAUUCUGUAUUCUGUACACUCUUGGUUCAUGAGGUUAUUUAGCACAAAGUGUAACAGCUUCGCCUGGGAAGCUGCUUUUGCUCUAUGAUGUCCAUGGUUUCCCUUUUAUUCAAUAAAAACAUUUAAUGUCA